Molecule: messenger RNA, 754 nt
Organism: Magallana angulata
Lineage: Eukaryota; Metazoa; Mollusca; Bivalvia; Ostreida; Ostreidae
Product: multiple epidermal growth factor-like domains protein 11
Exons: 7
Coding region: 248-754 (168 amino acids)
Source: RefSeq, a predicted model, not a curated record
CAUGAAAUAUUUUUGAUUUUUUUGCCCAAAGUAAGUACACAAAAUUAAUGAUGAGGAAAUAAACACGUAUGUGUUUGUAAUAUAAUGAAGUGAGCAGUCAAAGUACGCGUAUCAUUUACUAUAAGCUUAUGAGCAACAACUAGGAAAUACCUCCGACAACGUUUGACCGUUCUUUGUGAAGCACUGUACAAGCGUGUUUCCCUUUGUUUCUUGCUAUGUUUCAUUUGAACAGCAACCAAAAUUAGUAAUGGAACACCGUUCAUUGAUUUGUUUGAUGUAUUGUGUAAGCUUUUCUUUGACUGUCUGCACAAAUAUCACUGGACCAGGAGUAUGUAUGCAACCGAACAGCUCAAUCAUCACAUGUUGUUUUGGAUAUGUUCUAAAAGAAAACAUGUGUUUCGAGUGUGAACCAGGCACUACAGGUGAAAACUGUUCCAAGACCUGUCAGCCUGGAUAUUUUGGACUUUUUUGCAGUAAACCAUGCCUUUGUGUCUCUGAAAUGUUUUGUGAUCCUAUAAGGGGUUGCCUUUGUAGCUCAAACAGUGUUAACUGUACAGAUCAAGAUCAGAAAUUGUCAACAGAAAAUGCCGAGAAUUCAACGGUUUAUAAGUCAAAUCAUAAAUCACAAUUCAUUUGGGAUAACAUCCUCCCCUCGUUGGUAUUUGCUAUCACAGUAUUGGUCAUCAGUAUUAUAUGUAUCAGAUUGCUGUAUUCAAAGAUAAUGAAAAGAAAAGUGGCCGUGGUGCCAGGUUGA